AUGGGAUUCUUAAUACUCACGUUAGUAUGUAUCCUGGCGGUUAACUGUAAUAUUAUAAAAGAGGCGAAACAAAAUGUGAGACAAUUUCCAGAUGGCUUCAUUUUCGGCGCAGCGACGGCAUCAUAUCAAAUCGAAGGUGGUUGGGACGCAGACGGAAAAACUGAAAACAUUUGGGAUCAUAUGACACAUAAAGAUCCCUGUUUAAUAGUAGACUGCUCCAAUGGGGAUGUAGCUGACGAUUCUUACAAUUUAUAUAAACGAGAUGUAGAAAUGAUGCGAGAGUUGGGAUUGCAAUUCUACAGAUUUUCGUUGUCUUGGAACAGAAUAUUACCAACCAGUUUUCCUGAUAAGCCAAACGCAGCAGGAAUACAGUAUUAUAAUAAUUUAAUAAACGAAAUGUUGAAAUACAACAUUGAACCUAUGAUUACACUUUAUCAUUGGGAUUUACCUCAAAGACUACAAGAGUUAGGUGGAUGGACAAAUCCUCAUAUCGUUGACUGGUUUGCUGACUUUGCGAGAGUUGCUUUUGAAAAUUUUGGAGAUAGAGUAAAAUAUUGGAUUACUAUAAACGAGCCACGCGAAGUCUGCUUUCAAGGAUAUGGUGAUGUUACAAAAGCUCCGAGACUUAAUAUGAAAGGCAUUGCUGAGUACAUGUGUGCAAAGAAUUUGCUUGUAGCUCAUGCCAAAGCUUAUCACAUUUAUGACAAGGAGUUUAGAGGAAAAUGGGGCGGAACAAUAGGGAUCACACUGAGCAUGAAUUGGUAUGAGCCUGAGACUGAAGAGGACAACGUAUCUGCUGAGGAAAUGCGACAAUUUGAGGUAGAUGUUCCAUUUUUAAAAGACUUCAAGAGAGGAGGUAGUGCUCAAUUCGACUGUAAAUUCAUCGAUUUCUUCGAUAAUUGUGUAGCAAUUUCUAUAAAACUAACUGAUACCCCGCGACUUCGCCACCUAAAUUAUAGCUGGGGCCAAUAUGCUCAUCCCAUAUUCACAGAAAGCGGUGAUUUUCCGCCUAUCAUGAAAGAAAAAAUUGCUGCUAAGAGCGAAGCGCAAGGAUUUUAUAGGUCUCGAUUACCAGAAUUCACUUCUGAAGAAUUGGAACUUGUACGAGGGUCGUCUGAUUUUUUGGGUUUAAACCAUUAUACGACUAAUAUGAUAAAAGUAGAUGACAGUGUUACUUACGAUGUUCCAUCAUACUGGGAUGACAUCGGAGCUACGAGAUACCAACCUGAAGAGUGGGAUGGAGCAGCGUCGACCUGGUUGAAGGUUGUACCUUGGGGAUUCCACAAACUUCUGAACAGGUUAAGGGAACUUUACGGCAAUCCUCCUAUUAUGGUUACUGAGAAUGGCUUCUCGUCAUUUGGAGGCUUGGAGGAUGAUGAUCGAGUGUCUUAUUAUAGAUUGUAUUUAGAUGCAAUGCUGGAUGCUAUGGACGACGGUUGUAACGUUGUCGGAUAUGCUGCUUGGAGUCUUAUGGAUAAUUUUGAGUGGAUGCGAGGCUACACUGAGCGUUUCGGUCUGUAUGAAGUCGACUAUACGAGUCCAAAUCGUACGCGCACACCUCGUAAAUCCGCAUUCGUAUACAAGGAGAUAGUGCGCACGCGAACCCUAGACACCAGCUACGAACCCGACACUAACCUCAUGACCAUCGAUGAAGGGCACUAGGAAAAUCUCGUUAUUAGGUAUAUCCGAAAAAUAAAUAUUCAAAUUUAUUAUGACUUACGGUUGAUUUGUUUUAUUUUUUGCCAACAUUUGUGUACAAUAUUCCUUAUUUAUUUAUUUACUAUUAUUAUCUAAUUGCCACAAAUUUUUAAAGGCACAAAUAUGUUCAACUACAAUUUAAUUUAUAAUAACUGAAGGAUUAUUAGCCAGUUUCUGAUCAUCCAUCAGUCUAAUAAAGGAAAGUAACCAAAUAUGGAAAAGUAUUCCUAAUAGGUACUGAAAUUUUAAAAUUAUUAUUUAUAAUACAAAUACAAACUUUGGAACAAAUCAAGCGAAUCCUUGAGAAGAGAAGAGAGAACACGAGAGGAUCAAUAAGAUUUCCUCGUAUGUGUAUAAUAUUUUCGUAUAAAAUACACUGCUUACCUAAAUAAUGGUC
Diatraea saccharalis (sugarcane borer) is the source of this 2095-nucleotide messenger RNA. The record is from the annotation of a GenBank genome assembly. Lineage: Eukaryota; Metazoa; Arthropoda; Insecta; Lepidoptera; Crambidae.